AUGAUCGAAUUAAAUAAUUUGUUGGAUGAGAGAGCCUUUGGUCAUGAUUUGGAAUCCCUACAAGCAGCAAAUGAAUACCUCGAACGAUUACUCUUCGCGACGGCCAGAAAACACAAUCAAGUAUGGGAAGAAUUAGAAUCAAUGAAGGACUCUUCCGGGCUUUACGACAAACCAUUACCAUUUCUCUCGUUCCCUCGGGAAGUCCGCGAUCAAAUAUAUACAUAUGCUCUUCAAGCACCCCGCGAAGCAUUCGUCGGAGUUCGACACAUUAGGAUGCUCUCCUGCGAUACAUUUCCCGAUUCAACACAUUAUCCUUUUAAGCCUCCUACGCCCGGUUUACUUCUGGCCAGUAAACAAAUAUACGAGGAAGCAGUGCAAGUGUUAUACUCGUGCAACAAUUUCUCCUUUCACAAACCAAGGGAACUUUUCGAUUUUCAGAGUCAGGUCGGCGUGUACAAUUGUGCUCUGGUACGACAAAUGAAGAUAUCGGUUGUGUUCGAAGACGAAUCUACGCAAAUCCCAUCAGAAUAUGUAGCACCUUGUGAUUACGAGAAUAUACCAUCACAUUGGGCGAAAGCGUUGAUGGAAUCCAGGCUUAUGAAUAAUAUUGUUGGAAUGCAGAUUGAUGCGAAUUCGGGAUCACAUGAAAUGCGUUUAAUGACUAUGCCUCCAGCAUUAUAUCGCGCGAUUCUCGCCACUUUUUUCCGAAAUCGAAAUGCAAAAACGGCCCCGGAAUUAAUUUUAAAAGGAUUCCAAACACAAGAAGUUGAUAAAUUUCCUAUGACUUGGAAAAAGUCUACGGAGCAAUGGUUGGAAGUGGAAUGGGCGGCCGAUGAUCAAGAAGUGGAUGAAUCCGAACCAUUUUGGAAUUCAUCUGAGGUCGAUCCUGCUGAUACGCAUAGUUCAUGGGAAGAUAGAGAAGCAUCUGCUGAUGAAGAUGGUGAAUCUUUAGAUGAGAAUUCAUCGUCUUUAGGAAAUUCCAGUACAGGAAAAGGAAAUGUACCAACAUUAUUUAAUGAAUUGGGGGAAUUGAUGGGAUCGGAUUAUACGGAGUCAGACGCGGAAUCUGAUGUGGGCUCCGAAGAUUCAUUUUAUACCGCGGCACCGUGGAAUGAUGUCAAAGAAGUAUUAUUGCAAUUUAGAAGCUUCCAAGAAGCUGGUCAACGACAACAAGGAGGUCUGUUAGGUAUUUGA
This is a messenger RNA of Sclerotinia trifoliorum, 1194 nucleotides long. Lineage: Eukaryota; Fungi; Ascomycota; Leotiomycetes; Helotiales; Sclerotiniaceae. The record is from the annotation of a GenBank genome assembly.